Molecule: messenger RNA, 3668 nt
Organism: Hipposideros armiger (great roundleaf bat)
Lineage: Eukaryota; Metazoa; Chordata; Mammalia; Chiroptera; Hipposideridae
Gene: LMF1
Product: lipase maturation factor 1
Exons: 11
Coding region: 17-1723 (568 amino acids)
Biological process (GO): protein maturation
Cellular component (GO): endoplasmic reticulum membrane
Source: RefSeq, a predicted model, not a curated record
GCGGCGCUCCCCGCGCAUGCGCCCUGACAGCCCGGACAUGGCGGCGCCCGAGGAACCGCUAAGGAGGCGGAAAGUGAGGGAGACUGGCCCGGAGCCUGGGUCUUCGCCGGGGCCGGGGCGCGACCCCGCGGGCGGCCCGUCCCAUCUCCGCGCGGGCACCUUCUGGCUGACUAGGAUUGUGCUCCUGAGGGCCCUCGCUUUCGUUUACUUUGUGGCGUUCUUGGUGGCUUUCCAUCAGAACAAGCAGCUGAUUGGAGACAGGGGACUGCUGCCCUGCAAAACCUACCUGAAAAGCGUACAGCGACACUUCCAGGGGCAGAUCGGCUGGGACACCAUGAGCUACACCCCCACUGUCCUCUGGCUGCUCGACUGGUCACACAUGGACUCCAACCUGGAUGCCCUCGCACUGCUCGGGCUAGGCAUCUCGACUUUCAUCCUGGUCACCGGCUGCGCCAAUAUGGUUCUCAUGGUCGCACUCUGGGUCCUCUAUAUGUCCCUGGUCAAUGUGGGGCAGAUCUGGUAUUCAUUUGGAUGGGAGUCCCAGCUGCUGGAAACGGGGUUCCUGGGAAUUUUCCUGUGCCCUCUUUGGACUCUGUCUCAACUGCCCAGGGAGACCCCCACGUCCCGGAUCGUUCUGUGGGGAUUUCGGUGGCUGAUUUUCAGAAUCAUGCUCGGAGCGGGCCUGAUCAAGAUCCGGGGGGACCAGUGCUGGCAGGACCUCACCUGCAUGGACUUCCACUACGAGACGCAGCCGGUGCCCAACCCCGUGGCCUACUUCCUGCACCGCUCCCCAUGGUGGGUCCACCGCUUCGAGACGCUCAGCAACCACUUCCUAGAGCUCGUGGUGCCUUUCUUCGUCUUCCUCGGACGGCGGAUGUGCGUCCUCCAUGGCGCCUUACAGAUCCUGUUCCAGGUGGUCCUCAUCAUCAGCGGGAACCUAAGCUUCCUGAACUGGCUGACCAUCGUGCCCAGUGUCGCCUGCUUCGAUGAUGCCACCUUGGGGUUUUUAUUUCCCUCUGGGCCUGGCGGCCUCAAGGACCAAGUCCUGAAGAUGCAGAAGGAGAAAGCUCGGGGAGCCCAGCCUACGCUUAGAUACGGCUGCGUGGUGCGACAGGCGGUCAACCUGGCCCUGGGCGUCCUGGUCGCCUGGCUUAGCAUCCCCGUGGUCCUCAACUUACUGAGCCCCAAGCAGGUCAUGAACAGCUCCUUCAACCCCCUCAGAAUCGUCAACACAUACGGGGCCUUUGGAAGCAUCACCAGGGAGCGCACAGAGGUCAUCCUGCAGGGCACGGCCAGCCCCAACGCCAGUGCACCAGACGCGGUGUGGGAGGACUACGAGUUCAAGUGCAAGCCAGGCGACCUGAGGAGACGGCCAUGCCUCAUCUCCCCUUACCACCACCGCCUCGACUGGCUCAUGUGGUUUGCAGCCUUCCAGACCUACGAGCAGCACGAGUGGGUCAUCCACCUGGCGGGCAAGCUCCUGGCCAACGACGCCGACACUCUGUCCCUGCUGGCCCUCAACCCCUUUGCAGGCAGGGCCCCCCCAAGGUGGGUCAGGGCCGAGCACUACAGGUACAAGUUCAGCCGCCCUGGGGGCCUGCACGCCGCUGAAGGCAAAUGGUGGAUCCGAAAGAGGCUGGGCCCCUACUUCCCUCCACUCAGCCUCCAGGACCUCAGGGACUACUUCAGGUCGCGGGAGUGGCCGCACCCGGAACCGAAGUAGUGGGGCCCAGGGCCUGUGCACCCGAAAUAAAGUGGAAAGACCUUGGCACCCCAGCGUUGGCUCCUGCGCCGAGAUGUCCAGGAAAGCAAACCCACAGAGGAGAGGUGGGGGCCGCUGGGGGUUGGUGGGGGCCCCCAGCUGUCCUCACCUCCCACAUUUGGUCCCCAGGCAACCCCAAAGCCCCUACCCCACCCCCAGUCAUCUCCCUUGUCACCAGGCCCCCAAGACAUCGGUGUCCCAUGGGAGCUUCCAGCUCUGAUCAGUCUUGGACCACCAGUACCCACUGCAUGGGGCCUCGGCUCCCCACAUUGGCCACAGCCUGGCCCAGGGGUCCCUCGAGGUCCCUGGCACCUGGGGUACUGGUCGACAGCCAGGCGCAUACCCCCCAGCAGCCGAGCCCCAUCAUGUGCCGUGUGUUUGGUGCAGUUAUAAGGAACCCUCCCUUCUCUCCUCUCCUCUCCACACCCCCGGGUUGGCUCCCCCACCAUCCACCCCCCCACCUCAGAGCCCUUCCUGGCUGGCCUGGGCCCCGCUUUCUUCCCCAACGAGCAGCGUCCACAAGCAUGGACAGAAGCCCUUUGUCCACCCUUGGGUGGGCCACUCCCAUCGGACCCUGAGAGGCUGCGCCUCUUUCUCCUUUGUGACCACAACCCCCCAACGCACACCACGGGCCUCCUGCACCCUGACCUGCAGGGGGGUGGUGGGGGGAGGGAGUGGACACAGCAGAGUGGUCUGCCCAGCCUGGGAGCUAGGGCAGCAGGGACUGCACGGUAGAGAUUCUGAGGCCCAGUUGUCAGAAGUUAAACUGGCUUAUUUUUUGCUUGGCAAUCCUGGGGCCCCAGUGCAGUGAAAAGUGGGGUGCAGCUGAGAACCGUCACAGCCUGAUGUGAGCUGGGAGUGAACGGGCUGCUGUCCCGCUGGCAAACAGCACAGCCCCAGCCCUGGUCAGCCAGGUCAAGGGGUCCUGGGGGUGUGGGAGCUGGUUCCACCCAGGGGGCAGCGGGCUGCGGGGUCCUCCCUUCUCCCCUGGCCUGGCAAGCGCCAGGGGGAGUGGCCACCCACCCCUUCCGCUCCAUCCCCAAUGUCCAGGGCGCCUGGCUGCACUGCGGAGGGUCCCAGUGGGAAAAAGGUGUUCAGGCCAGGAGGCCGGGAUGAGGUGGGCACAAGUGUGGGUCUGUGUGGAGCGCCCCCCACCGCCUGGGGGGCCAGCCCAGGUGCCAACAGAGAGGCCGUGUUCCUGCUCCCAGGGAAACAGGCGUCCUGUGUCUGGCUGGACAGACGGGGCCUCAGACAGGGAGCCUGGAGCCAGCAAGUCUACCCACAGCAGCCAAGCGCCGGCCGCUGUGCCUGGGCAGCCCUUCCUGGGGGGCCGUCCUCGGGGCUGUGUGGAUGGUGGGAGCAGCAGGGAGCCUGAGGAGACCCUGCGUCUUGCUUCCACGCUGCCAGCCCAGAGCCGCAGGUGGCCUCCCUGCCAAGAGCCAUGGUGUGUCCUCACUGCUCCCCAUCCCUGCUCAGCCCGCUCUGGGCUUGCUGCCACCCGGGGCCCAGCACCCCUGACUGUGGGCUCCUCUCUGGCCUCCAGUCAGCCGUGCCCCCCAAGCAAGCCUGGAGCCAGUAGCAGAGUGACACAGGGGGCCUAUUGGCUCAGGGACACCUCAGGAAUCAGGCAGUCCCACACCAGUCCUGGGACAGGACAAACAUCCGCUCACCGGGAGGUGUCACAGGUGGCCACAGAUCCAGGUUGUGAGGGCGCAGUGGCCAGCGUGAGGCUCCACCCCUGACACAGGAGGGCCCAUCAGGCCUGCUCCCCGGCAGCCCCUCCCCCUUCCAGAGGCUCCGGUGUCAGCAGCCCUGGAGCCUGUCCUGAGGCCACACCCUCCUGUUGACGGGGGUCAGAUGCACCCUUCCAACACUCAGAACCGUCCCAUGGUCCACCUCCCGAGCA